AUGCCAAUAGCCUCGUUACAACUGAUCCCCCAGCGAUUACCGCAUUCACUACGUGCCCCUGUUUUGAAAAUGGGCACUACUACAGAUUCUCCACAGUUGUCUGGGGAUGUGUCCUUCUCCGAAAUAAUUACCGAUUUGAUAUCCCUAGGAGACCCGCGCGACACUUCAGAGGCACCGACUGCCAAACAUCUAGUCAUCAAAGACCAGCACGCGGCGGCUACGCAUCUGAUCCAUAAGUGCGCCUGUCUCCGACAGGCGUUGACUGACGAAUUCACCGUCAGUGUCGCCUACGCCAGGUCUGUUGACAAACUUCCCUUCCGCCACACAAGACUCUGCACCCUAAUCGAAGAAACAGUUCUCGGUAACCCAGUUUCCAAAGGCUGUUGCCGACAGGAUUUGGAUAAAGAAAUCCAAAAGUGGUUCGGUAACGCACGUCACCGACUGGCCCAGAGAACGCGCAUGGAUCAGUUGGCAACGUCCGUAUUGAACCAAGAAGCUGGGGUCUUCGAAUUGGACGUGCCUCCGAACUGA
Molecule: messenger RNA, 531 nt
Organism: Opisthorchis viverrini
Lineage: Eukaryota; Metazoa; Platyhelminthes; Trematoda; Opisthorchiida; Opisthorchiidae
Exons: 5
Coding region: 1-531 (176 amino acids)
Source: RefSeq, a predicted model, not a curated record